GUUACACCGGGCACCGCGAGGUCCAGCCGGGAGUCGCGGAGAUGGAGCCCCCGGCCGCCCCGCUCAUCCCGGGGGUGGGGGACGAGGUGACGCUGGUGGCCGGGGUGGCCGUGCUGGCGCUGGCGCUGGUGCUGGCCUGGCUGUCCACGUACGUGGCCGAGGGCAGCAGCCAGCUCCUGGGCACCGGGGACGCGGCCGUCAUCCGCCUCGGGCCCCUCCCGCCCUACGCGGGGCCCGCGGGAGCGGCCGAGGCCCCGGAGCCCCCCGGGAGCCCCGAAAGCGCGGAGGAGAAAGCGGAGGAGGAAGGGGGGGCGGCGGCGCGGGGGGACAGCGGGAGCCCCCCCGAUGCCGGCCUGGACGUGCGGAGCUUGGCCCGGGACCCCACCGAGCCCGGUGCCCCCGGGGCGGGGGACGCGUGCUCCGGCCUCAUCAAGAUCCGCCUCAAGUUCCUCAACGACACCGAGGAGGUGGCGGUGGCCCGGCCCGAGGACACCGUGGGGAUUCUCAAGAGCAAAUACUUCCCGGGCCAGGAGAGCCAGAUGAAGCUCAUCUACCGCGGGCAGCUGCUGCAGGACCAGGCGCGGACGCUGCGCUCGCUCCGCAUCACCGACAACUGUGUCAUCCACUGCCACCGCUCCCGGGAGGGCAGCGCGGCCACCCCCGCCCUGCCCGAGCCCGGCCCCGCCGGCCCCGCGGCCCCGGGGCUGCCCCUGGGCGGGGGGACCCUCAUGGUCCCCACGGUGAUGGUGGUGCUGGCGCUGGGCUGGUAUUUCCGCAUCAACUACCGGCAGCUCUUCACGGCCCCGGCCACCGUGUCCCUGAUCGGUGUCACCGUCCUGGUCACCUUCCUGGCCUUCGGGGUGUACGGACAGGCGGGAUGAGGGGGAAGGAGCCGGGGAGGCACCGCGGUGUCCCUGUCCCCGCACUGUGACCGGAGCCAGCACGGUGGCAGCUCAGCUCCUACCUCCCAGCCUUGCUGUCGGACUUUACCCCCCAAAAAGGGGCUGUGCCCCCCCCUCAAACCCCACUGCCCCUGCCCAGCCCCAGCUCCGGGGAGUGGGACAGCACUGGAACGGGCCGUGGCUUCUUCCCAAGGACUUUUUAAUGCAAAUAAAGGGUGUCAAGUCA
Messenger RNA from Haemorhous mexicanus (house finch), 1128 nucleotides. RefSeq names its product transmembrane and ubiquitin like domain containing 2 (gene TMUB2). The transcript is spliced from 2 exons. Gene Ontology annotation, molecular function: protein binding. Bases 42 to 881 code for a protein of 279 amino acids. The record is from RefSeq and is a predicted model, not a curated record. Lineage: Eukaryota; Metazoa; Chordata; Aves; Passeriformes; Fringillidae.